This is a messenger RNA of Notolabrus celidotus (New Zealand spotty), 2521 nucleotides long. RefSeq lists its product as uncharacterized. Gene Ontology annotation, cellular component: Golgi apparatus; vesicle; trans-Golgi network. Gene Ontology annotation, molecular function: GTPase activity; GTP binding. The coding region runs from base 506 to 1207 and encodes 233 amino acids. Lineage: Eukaryota; Metazoa; Chordata; Actinopteri; Labriformes; Labridae. The transcript has 4 exons. The record is from RefSeq and is a predicted model, not a curated record. Gene Ontology annotation, biological process: vesicle-mediated transport.
GCUCGACACUGUCUUCUCUUAACAGCUGGCAGCAGAAGAGGAGAUGUACACACAAACCGCAGGCUAAACAGACAACACAUUUUUUAAAACACUUCUACCUCUUUGAAGAGACUUUUCAAACCUUUAAGUUUGAGACUGCAGUUUUUUGUUGCCUGUUGCAGCAUUUAUUUUGAAUUUGAGCGACUUUUAGUGCUUUUAAACUAUGGAAUACAACAGGCUGCUCACUUUUUGAAUACCACUUUGGAUUUAACUCCGGGUCAGAGCGUCUUUUAUCAACUUUUUAUUAUAUACUUAACUUUUAAGUGUGUUUUUCUCUUGUGGAGACCAUUUAAAGACAUUUGAAGUCUUAUUUCAGAGCCAGGUUUUAGCUCUCUGCCUCGGUACAUGACUCCAGAGCGACCGUCGUUGGCCAAACCCUCCGUGUUUCGCAACCGUUCCUCAUGCGGAACCCAUACUACUAAUUGGAGACCUCACUCUUCUGCGUGCGCUCCCGUCCGCAGCAGGCAUGAUGCAGCACGAGCGCCUGCUCAAAGUCCUGGUCAUCGGAGACCUCGGAGUCGGUAAGACCUCCAUCAUAAAGCGGUACGUGCACCAGGUCUUCUCCCAGCACUACCGGGCCACCAUCGGGGUCGACUUCGCUCUUAAAGUGCUCAACUGGGACCAGAAGACGGUGGUGCGGCUGCAGCUGUGGGACAUUGCUGGGCAGGAACGCUAUGGCAACAUGACCCGGGUGUACUACCGAGAGGCGGUGGGGGCUCUGGUGGUCUUCGACAUGACCAGGCUGUCCACGUUUCAGGCUGUCCUCAAAUGGAAAGGAGACCUAGACUCGAAGGUCGCUCUUGGCAAUGGGAGGUCGGUCCCAGCUGUUCUGUUAGCCAACAAGUGUGAUCAGCGGCGUCAUGGUUUGUGCCCGAAGCUGCCCAAAAUGGAGAACUUCUCCAGAGAGUACGGAUUCGUCGGCUGGUACGAAACCUCUGCGAAGGACAACACCAACAUCGACGCCGCCAUCACCUGCCUGGUGAGGAACAUCAUGUCCGUGGAGGAGGAGAGAGAGUCGAGAGAAGCCUCCGCUGCCGGCGCCGGCAGAAAUGAGCCUGAAGGCAACGUCCUUGUUCUGCCUCGAUUCGAGUACAACACCAGAGAGAAGGGACUCAACGGAUGUUCAGGGUGUUCGUCACAUAAAUCCAGAGAGGGAGACAAUGCCUGAAAGUAAACAGAUGGAUGGAUCGGUCUGAACUGAGAGACUGUGACUGGACAGAGCAGAGCGAGGAGGAAAGUCCCUUUAAUGUGUGGUUAUUUUGGUGUGACUUAAAUCCCACCUCGGUCCAAAUGUGUGUUUUUGUAGAUGUAACCGGAUGAUACAAAAAAUGUAUCCGAAUCCAGAGUUUGGUGUUUUUUUUCCCCCCUUUUAAAGCUUUUUCUAAGACCUGCAUUCUUAACAUCGUGUUUUUAAACUCCAGAAAUGUUUUAGAAACUAGAAGACAAACGUUUUUUCUGCAGCACAGCAGAUAAAAUAAGAUGGAUAAAUAUCCUUGGAAUACCAUUAACUUCAGUGUAUAAGACGCAAUUUUAGAAACUUCAAUUUGUGACCAGUAGAGGGAGUUUGCACGAAUGCUGGGGAAUCAAUCACAAGCAGAGGGUCUGUUUGUACCUCACAACUAUCAACGCUACCAUCGACUGUGCUUAACUAUCGCACACGUAGCUAGCAGGUCGGCAAUACAGGUAUUAUUUGAAAGAGCUGCACGGCUGCAUAGGAACUCCAGAUUGCUGAAUGCAGUAGAAGUCUCGACCACAGACUGUAUAAAUAAUGGACGUAGUAUCCAUGACAUCACGCAUCUGUUUCUGAGCGCUGUUUUGAAGCUGAUUGUCGGCGGGAGCCAUAUUGGAAAUGCUGAACUCAACCAAACUUCUGCCAAGUUAGUGUGAAGUAAAGAGGCGGGGUUUGAGCCUCCUAGCCAAUAGCUCUGCCGGUCAAUCAAGUCAGUCAUGUCCUUAUUUGGGCAAACACUCCUAAUCUUAAUAUCUUGUGAACCGUCGUGUUACAAAAAAAUUCUCCCCCUUACAGUGUGUGCCGAUAGAGGAAUUAGUGACGUAGACCGAUGCCGUUUUUUGAACCAGGCUGUAAACAUGUUUAUUUAUGAUGCAAAGAUCGUCUUUUUUGAAUUGGUGUCUAUGUGGUUUCCGGUGUUUCUGCAGCCAGCCUCAUGUGGAUCCUUGAUUAAUUGCAGUUUAUAACACUUCUGCAUGGGCUUCAUAUUUUGAGACCGGAGGUUGCCUCUUAGUCUCGACACAGGAACACAGUUUUUUCCCUCUGAAAGUCUCCCAAAAAAAAGAUGGCGUCAUUUUCAUGGUUUCCAGUUUUUAAAUAGUAAACAAAGGAUUUAAAGAAUACUUUAAAAAAAAAAACUGCAGUGCAAGCCGCACUUUGAACCUGUGACACAGCUCUGCUCUGUAUCUUGUCAACAUCUUUUGAAUGUCUUGUUUUGUGGUUUAAUGCUUUUGUAAUAAAAAUUCCACAACA